AUGCAGAUGUCACCAAUAACCAUAAACUUGGCGACGGUCAUGAAUGAAUGGUUAAAGAAGUCAGUGUUGAUUGGUGAAGCCCAUAACUUAGAUCAUAUUGUAAACCUACCGACAUCACUACUAAUGAAUGAAGGCACAAAGUAUCUUGGAGGUCUCAACAUAGCCCUUCAUUUUGAUAAGUCUGCAGAAGUUCUGGAGUUUCUAAAUGUUAGUACUAGUUGGAGAGACGGGUUCAAUCGAUUAGUUAGAGCAGAUCAACACGAAAUCCCAUAUGAAAGAACCGCAUGGCUUAAAAUUUUAGGGCUUCCUCUGCGCCUAUGGGACGAUGAGAACUUUAACAUCAUCGUUGGACGUUUUGGUAGGAUUGUAUCUCCGUUCAAUAAACUGUACACAAGACAUGAUUAUUCAAUGGGAAAGGCCUGCAAGAUUGGCGUAGUGGAAUCCUCAGAUGAUUGGUCUCCAUUUCUUCCUGCCCCAUUUGAUAAGGCUGAUGAGGACUCAGACGAAGAUGAAAAGGAUGAUGUGGAUGAUUCAAGAGAAAACGAUGAGGAAGAAGAUGUUAUAUCGGAUACAUGGAUGGGGGACCAGAAUGACGAUACAAAAAAAGGAGAAAUAAGGUCGGAACUGUCACAGAGUAACAAUCCGGCGAGGCAUGAAUCUGAUGUCGGCGGGUGGACGGAUAACCGGCUAUUUUGGACCCUUCCCAUGUUUGAACCCAAAUACUGUUGGCUCAUCUGCUAA
Messenger RNA from Lactuca saligna, 741 nucleotides. The record is from the annotation of a GenBank genome assembly. NCBI's taxonomy places the organism in Eukaryota, Viridiplantae, Streptophyta, Magnoliopsida, Asterales, Asteraceae.